Molecule: messenger RNA, 762 nt
Organism: Prunus dulcis (almond)
Lineage: Eukaryota; Viridiplantae; Streptophyta; Magnoliopsida; Rosales; Rosaceae
Product: transcription factor MYB10-like
Exons: 3
Coding region: 1-762 (253 amino acids)
Source: RefSeq, a predicted model, not a curated record
AUGGUAAGAGCCCCCUUCUAUGACAAAAGUGGACUGAAGAAAGGGGCAUGGAGUCCUGAAGAAGACGACAAGUUAAGAGCCUAUAUUGAAGAACAUGGCCAUUUGAACUGGCGUUCGCUUCCCAAAUUUGCCGGUAUAUCUAGGUGUGGCAAAAGUUGCAGACUGAGAUGGACCAACUACCUUCGACCGGGUGUAAAACGGGGAAAUUACACUCAAGCAGAAGACGAUUUGAUCCUCAAAUUGCAUGAAGAAUUUGGAAAUAAAUGGUCAAUGAUUGCUGCAAAAUUACCUGGAAGAACAGACAAUGAAAUCAAAAAUCAUUGGAACACCCGCUUUAAGAAUCUCACAAAGCAAAAUCCAACAUCAUCUCAAUCAGCCAAAGAGCAGCCUUGUAAUCACGAGUCUUCCCCAACUGUAACUAGCCAAAACACAGAAUUAGGAGCUCAAAGUGGUCCAAAAUUUGAUGCUUCUGUUCACCAAAUUUUGGAGAGCUCUCCCUUGUCCCCCGAAACAUUUUCCAGUGACUCCUCCUCCCUGAGCUCCAAUCAGGCAUCUGCAUCUACUACUAUGAGUUGGUUUAAUGAAUCAACCGGAGAUUUUUGGUCCGAACCAUUUCAAUUGAAUGUCCAAAGUAACUAUUCAGUUAACUACUUGAGGGAGGAGGAAGUUUUAUCAUCACCAUCCUUAACGUUUUAUGAUAUAGGGGACAAUAUGGAUUUGUUCUACCAGGUGAUGCCAACAUGGCCAGAGAAUAUUGAUUAA